AUGUCUUAUAAACUUCAUUAUUUCAAUGUUCGUGGCUAUGCUGAGAUUUCUCGUUUAAUAUUUGCUGCUGCUGGACAAAACUUUGAAGAUAUUCGUUAUGAACGCAAUAGUGAAGAAUGGACAAAACAUAAAAAUGAAAUGCCAUUAGGUCAAGUUCCAGUUUUAGAAUAUGAUGGCAUGAAACUACCACAAUCAAAAGCAAUAGCUCGUUUUCUUGCAAAUCAAUUUCAUUUAGCUGGAAAAGAUAAUUUUGAACAAGCAAAAGUUGAUUCUAUUGUUGAUACACUUUAUGAUUUAGUAACAGCAUUUAUACCAGUUCGUAUGGAACAAGAUGAAACAAAACAAAAAGAAUUAGCUAAAAAAUUCUUUGAUGAAGAAUUACCAAAACAUUUAAAAAAUCUGGAAACUUUAGGUAAAAUGUAUAGUAAUGGUGGUUCAUUUUUUGUUGGAAAUCAAUUAACAUGGGCUGACUUAACUUUCUAUAAUUUUACAGACCUUAUUUUUCAAUCGAAUUCAGAUUGUCUCAAUAAUUAUUCAUGGUUACAAAACAAUCGUGCUGAAGUAGAAAAACAACCAAAAAUUGCUGAAUAUCUUAAAAAUCUUAAUAUUCAACACGUCAUAUCUUACUUACAAUACCUAUGGAAAAAAACAACAACUAAUGUUCAACAAGAAACAGUUUCUGUAAUAAAUGAGAACGAUGAAAUAGCACGUGAACCAUCAAUAUUACCUCCAUCAUAUACUGUUGGUGAUCUUCAGCAGAAUCUUGGAUGUCAUACUGUAGGCAUUAUUGGAGGAACAAAUCCUGAUGAAGAUGAAAAAAUUAUUCAAAAUAUUCUUCGUAUGAUAAAAGGACAUGAACGACGACAACUAUGGUGGAAUUUAUUUUCUUUUUUGUUCAUAUUACUUUUACUUCCACCCGUUAUAUUUCUUAUAUUUAUGCCGAUUUGUAUGUACAAAAAGCGCAUGUCAGGAAUGAAUCAGAUAAUUAAAAAUGGUAUUCGUUAUAUGAUUCGUUUGGAAGGUGAUCAAUGGAUAAGAUAUGUUCAACAUAUCAAUAAUGAUUCGAAACAAAAAAUGAAUAAAUCAUCUAGGAAAGAACUCUUAUCUCGUAGUUAUGGUCAUAUACUUAUUGGAACAGACGGAUUUUUUCUUGAUUCAAUGUUAGGUAUGCAAUAUGAAAAUAUAAUGAUUGUACGUACAGAAAUUAUUCAAGCACCAAAUAAGAUUGAUAUGAUGUUACGCGCAUGGUUUUGUCGACGUUCAGUUGUUAUUAGAACACAAAAUGGUCAGACGAAUGGAGCUGUAAACAAUGAUCCAUUUAAGUUUGAUAUUUUUCUGCCAUUAAAUAUGUCUACUGAAUUAGUGUCAUCAAUUACAAAUUUUAUGAAGCUUGAAUCAGUAUGUCGACCGAAUUUUAUUCUUUAACAAUACGACAUUUCUUUCUAAAAGACAAUUUUCUCUAAUUGACUAAAUCUAUAUCAACAUCUGUACACACUUUUAUGAUCAGUUCAUUAAAAGAAAUAUUAUUUUCGUUCUCAUGUUCUCUAUUUUUUUUGAUGAUUUUAUCGUAAUUUCGGCGUAAUACGACUCCUACGUAUUUCAAUCACACUUGAAAACAAGGAAAAGGCGACUAUGAGUUUCAUAGUAAUAGCUUGGGCCUCACUGAAAUCUUGAGGGUGGGUGUGGGUGUGGUUAUCAGAAUAAGGUUAAUGUUAGACCC
Messenger RNA from Adineta steineri, 1720 nucleotides. The record is from the annotation of a GenBank genome assembly. NCBI's taxonomy places the organism in Eukaryota, Metazoa, Rotifera, Eurotatoria, Adinetida, Adinetidae.